This is a messenger RNA of Eruca vesicaria subsp. sativa (arugula), 570 nucleotides long. The record is from the annotation of a GenBank genome assembly. Lineage: Eukaryota; Viridiplantae; Streptophyta; Magnoliopsida; Brassicales; Brassicaceae.
AUGGGUCAAAUUCCCCGUAGCAUCGGCAACAUCAAGUACCUACAGGAAGUCCUUUUCUUGAAUAACAAGUUAACCGGAUGCUUACCCUAUCAAACACGCAAGCUAAACCGAGCCACUGUUUUUGAUGUAGGGAAUAAUCAGCUAACCGGUCCAGUUCCAUACUCUUUUGGUUGCUUAGACAUGAUGGAACAACUCAUCUUAGCCAGAAACGAAUUCUAUGGAACCAUACCUGAGAUCGUUUGCGAGAUUUCUUGUCCCAAGAACCUUUCUCUAUCUUAUAAUUACUUCACCCAGGUCGGUCCAAAAUGUAGAAAGCUAAUCAAGAGAAACAUUCUCGACGUUCGUAUGAAUUGUAUUCUUGAUCUUCCAAACCAGAAAACGCCAACGGAGUGUGCUAACUUCUUCAUGCGGAGACAGACUUGUCCUAAUUCAAAGUCUAUGUUUCGGAUCCCUUGCGGUAAGAAUCCAAGCCGGGUUAUGGAUCAAGAACAUUUGGAAGUGAAAGAAACUCAAGCUUCUUCUCCGGUAUCUUACGGGGCACUUAACCAGGCCGGUAUUUGGAACCGAUAA